Molecule: messenger RNA, 881 nt
Organism: Ceraceosorus bombacis
Lineage: Eukaryota; Fungi; Basidiomycota; Exobasidiomycetes; Ceraceosorales; Ceraceosoraceae
Source: the annotation of a GenBank genome assembly
AUGGCCUCGCUUCUGGCAUCCAUCGUGCAAUGGCUUAGAUCUUUGCUCUUUUCUAAACACCUAGAGAUAUGCGUAGUAGGAUUGAAUGCGGCUGGAAAGACUUCGCUGGUCAAUGUGCUUGCGAGCGGACAAUUCAGCGCGGAGAUGGUCCCGACUGUUGGUGAGUAGCACAUCGAUGUGGGGCAUGUGCUGCGCAGAUCAAUCUGACAGACCUCGCAACCACCCAGGCUUCAACAUGCGCAAGGUGCAGUCUGGCAACACCACCAUCAAAGUGUGGGACAUUGGGUGAGUGAGGCGCCAGCUAGCGACGCGCAGAGGAGCUGGAGCUUCGGCUCGCAGGCUCCGGAUUGCUGAUUGCGGACCCCCCGUCUCUCGCUGUACAGUGGUCAACCUAGGUUCAGGAACAUGUGGGAGAGAUAUUGUCGAGGUGUUUCAGCCAUCGUCUUUGUGGUGGAUUCCGCCGUUCCUCUGCCUCGAGAAGGUGCUGUCCAGAGCAGCAGCGGCGGCGGCGGCGGGGCGACUACGGCGGACCCAUCUGAUCCUUCGACAAGCUGGCAAGUGGCUACAGAGGAGCUGCAUGCGCUUGUCGCUAGACCGAUGUUGGCUGGAUUGCCGCUCCUUGUGCUAGCUACCAAGAACGACGUCAAGGGAGCCGCGAGCGCGGAAGAUGUGAUCAGAAUCAUGUGAGUUUUGCUUAGCAGCAUCAUGAACCUGCGAUCGGUUUGUUUAUCCUCCAUCUCGUACAUCCAUUCGUUUGCAGGCGCCUGGAAACAAUAGCGAAUCGAGAAGUAUCUUGCUACUCCAUCUCAUCCAAGGUGCAGACCAACAUCGACGUCACCCUGCGAUGGCUCUGCGCAAGGAGCCCAGCCGGUGCUCGAUGA